CAGUGCCUGGACACCGCAGCCGGGGAGAGAAAUUUGUGAAAGCAGCCCAGAAGGAGCGGACGGACCAAAAUCCUUCUGGAAAGGUGGCUAUAUCUUCAGAAUUUUUUUUUCCACGGAACCAUCGCAGAAAAUAGAGUUGAAGCCCUCCGUGAGGUUUGUGAAGAUUAUUAUAUGUCCGUAUGAAAUAACGAGUUGGGUAUUGCAUUAUAAGGUCACACCUCAAUUAACUGGACGUCUGCCCUCUUGACUGCUGGAAAUCCCUGACGGAGUAACCGCUUUACCUGCUGCGGGAUGAUUCAGCAGCUGGCCGGGGCUUUAAGCGACUUGGCACACGGCGAGUGAAAGCAUCCAGAAAAGAAAGUUGAAGCAGUAAAACUGGCGCAGAGUGGCCGAAGCGAUCAGUUCAUUUACCUUUCGUCCACUCAGUUGUCAUUCUUCUGGCAAUGGGAUGAUUGCGUUCUUACUAACCUGAAACAACCCCGGGAAAGACUUUUUCCUGAUGUCGGACCAUUCAGACGCCAAGCCCUACCCCUUGCCGGUUCCGGCAGAUCGGGAUGGAGCCUCGGCUUCGAGCAGCCCCAUGGCACAGAUGCGCUGGGUGGGCAGCUAUACCCAGGGCAGACCUGACCUUGGACUGCCCUCUGAGGGCAGUGAUAGCAGCGGUCAGGACCCCGCCCUCUCUCCUCACAACGUGCGCAAGACAUCGCGUUCUCGGUUGUCCCCCGAGGAGGAUGUGGAGAUGAAGAGCAGUGGGUCCAGCAGCAGCGGGACAGAAUCGCAUGGCAAUGAGAGUCGUGGGAAUGACAGCAACGGUCAUGAGUCAACGGGCAGCUCCAACAGCCGGAGUAAAGAUUCGGCAUUGCUAGAAUCUUCAGGCAGCAAUAAAAGUUCCAACUCCCACAGCCCAUCUCCUCCCAGCAGCUCCAACGCUUACAGUCUGCUGAGCUCGGAGCAGGACAACCCUUCAACCAGCGGCUGCAGUAGUCAGGAGUCUGCGAAAGCCAAGAACCAGAAGGAGGUGAUUAAAACGCUGAAGGAGCUCAAACGUCACAUGCCAGCUGACAAGCAGCGCAACAGCAAGUCGACCACACUGAGCGCGCUGAAAUAUGCCCUGCGCUGUGUGAAGCAAGUGGAAGCAAAUGAGGAGUACUACCAGCUGAUGAUGGUCAAUGACAGUCAUCCCUCUGGCCCAGAUGUUUCUUCUUAUACCAUAGAGGAGAUAGACAGCAUCACUUCAGAGUACACCCUCAAAAACAACGACAUUUUUGCAGUGGCGGUUUCCCUGAGCACAGGAAAAAUCAUCUAUAUAUCUGACCAGGCUGCCUCCAUCCUCAACUGUAGAAGAGAUGCGUUCAAGGACUCUAAGUUUGUGGAGUUUCUGAUGCCGCAGGAUAUCAGUGUGUUCUACAGCUUCACCACCCCUUACCGCCUGCCCUCCUGGAGCAUGUGCACUGGAGCAGAUCCGUCUCCUUCUGACUGUAUGCAGGAGAAGUCCUUUUUCUGUCGUAUCAGUGGCGGUAACGAGUUCGAGGGUGAUUUGCGGUACUAUCCGUUCCGCAUGACCCCUUAUUUGAUGAAGGUGCAGGAUGUAUCUCAUAAUGAAGACCAGCUCUGCUGCCUCCUGCUGGCUGAGAGGGUUCACUCUGGAUACGAAGCACCCAGAAUUCCACCAGAUAAGCGCAUUUUCACCACCACACACACUCCAAAUUGUGUGUUUCAGGAUGUGGAUGCGAGGGCUGUUCCUCUCCUUGGUUACCUCCCGCAGGACCUCAUCGGUACUCCGAUUCUUUUUCACCUGCAUCCCAGUGACUGGCCCGUCAUGCUGGCCAUUCAUAGAAAAAUCAUACAGCAUGCAGGGCAGCCAUUCGACCACUCGUCCAUCCGCUUCUGUGCUCAAAAUGGAGAAUACAUCGUCCUGGACACCAGCUGGUCAACCUUCGUCAACCCCUGGAGCAGAAAGGUUUCCUUUGUUAUCGGGAGGCAUAAAGUUCGCAUGGGCCCAAUGAAUGAGGACAUUUUCACGACUCCGGCCUCAAGCAUGGGUCACAUGAAGAAUAUGGACUCAGACAUCCAGGAAAUAACAGAGCAGAUUCAUCGGCUUUUGCUGCAGCCGGUUCACAACAGUGGGUCGAGUGGUUACAGCAGCCUUAACAGCAAUGAGUACCUUCAGGGCAUGACCUCCUCCUCUAGUGAGAGCCUGAACAGUAAACAAGGCAAAAAACAACAAAAGGAAGGGGAGCAGAGCAGCAAAAGCAGACCUCGUACUUUUCAGGAAAUUUGUAAGGGAAUUCAUCUUCAGAAGAACCAAGAGCAACAGACGGCAAAAUCAGAACACAAACGUAGCAAUAACAUGUCAGGACAGAACAGCCAGGCGGUUGUCCGUCUCAAAGACUCAGCUCCCCCGAUCAGCUGGAGGGAGGCCACCGCCGCGGACAGUCGGGUCCCUUUUCACGAGGACCUUGACCUCAAUGAUCAGACUGUCUACUCCUACCAGCAAAUCAGCUGUCUAGACAGUGUAAUCAGGUACUUGGAGAGCUAUAAUGUUCCUGUCAUCAUGAAGAGAAAAUGUCAGUCAUCCUCCUCUAACUCUGAUGAGGACAAACAGAAGAAGUCACAUGCUGUGCAGGUCUCUGAAGAACCAACCUUAUCGAAGGAUCAGUCUGCUAUUUCUGCUUUGGAUGAUCCUCACAAAAAGACCAGUGACCCCGCCACUGCGGUAGUAGGCACUUCGAUGCCCCUACCAGUGCCAAACAAACCUGAAAGUGUGGUGUCCAUUACCAGCCAAUGUAGCUACAGUAGCACUAUAGUGCAUGUUGGGGACAAGAAACCUCAACCUGAUUCAGAGAUCAUAGAGGAUGUACCUGUUGCAGGAGAUAUGCCAGUAACCAGCCAGAACAUCAACGCUCCUCGUCCAGUUUCACCUCCGAGUCAGGAGAUGGAGUCCUACAAGAAACUUGGUCUGACUAAGCAGGUUCUGGCAGCUCAUACGCAGAAGGAGGAGCAGGCCUUUCUCUGUCACAUUCGAGAGCUUCGAGGACUCGCUCCUCACAAAGGAAAUGGCUCGCCGCCUCUGGACCAACAGAAAGAUGAACGCACCAUCACUGCUGUGCACACUGUUCAGCCCAGAAAGCACCAAGGUCAGAGACCAGAGCCGAUGCCCCGCCGAGGAACACGAAACAAGAAGACCAAAACCAAGAGAGCAAAGCUUCUCACUUCACAGAGCGCUGAGGCUGCCCCUCACAAGGAGCGACAGCAGCCGCAGAAGGCCCCUCAGACAACACAGAGCCAUACGCAGUCCCCAGUAUCUCCAUCUGUUGCCUCACAGCCCGCUUUUCCUGCACCAUAUCCUGUCAUGCUGCCAGGCUACCCAAUGCAGAUCUACGCCAGAACAGAUUCUGCAUUGUCAUGCACAGAAGCUCCACCACAAGACUUGGGGGUUAAUCAGAGUGCCCAGCUACCUUGGUUGUCCCCAGGCACUCAGUCUGCCCCCGUAACCUCUCAUAUGGUCACACCUAUUAUGGCUUUUGUGCUGCCCAACUACUUAUACCCUUUAAUUGGACAUCCAGCACCACCGGUGCCAAUGUAUCAGGUAGAUGCUGGGGGUAUCCCAAUGCAAGCGCAGCCUUUUGAUCAGACUGCUUUCCCAAGCCAUGCCGCCUUUGCAACCCCACCUUUUAUCAACGGUCAGAACCAGCUCAACCCACAGUUAGCAUCCUACCUGUCUCCAGCUUUCCACUUGCCUUCCUCCCCUGACACCCCGAAGCCCCUGGUGGAAGGCCGCUCCCGCUCCUCCACGCCACAGUCUGGUGAAAGUGAAGGUCAGGCGUCCCCGCCUCUGUUCGAGUCCCGCUGCAGCUCGCCUCUGAACCUGCUGGAGCUGGAGAUCUCUGUGGACAGGCAGGACAACGCACCUCAUGCUUCAGCAGGACAAGGGACUAACAUGGCUGACAGAGAGAAAGCAGCAAGCACCAGCAAAGCAAAGGAGAGGGAGAUGAAAGAGAGGAGCGAUGAAGGUAACAACAGUGAUGUCAUCUCAACAUCGAGCGACAUGCUGGACAUCAUCCUUCAAGAGGACUCUUGUUCAGCCACCUCCGGCUCCAUGGGCUCCGGCUCCAACGGCUUUGGGACCUCAGCAAGCGGGAAGUCCAAGAGCAGGACGUCGGCCAGUGGCGCCUCGGCCAGUGGGGCAUCAGGCAGUUUUUCAGGAAGCAACAACAGCAGUAAAUACUUUGGCAGUGUGGACUCAUCUCAGAGCAGCCAGAAGACCAAAGGCCUCCUUAGGAGCAGUGAGGAAAGACCAGCGGAGGCAGGGCUCCUCGAGUGUGUCCUGCAGGACCCCGCCUGGCUGCUGAUGGCCAAUGCAGAUGAGAAAGUCAUGAUGACCUAUGAGCUGCCCUCGCGGGACAUUGACAGAGUGCUGGAAGAAGACAAUGAGAAGAUAAGGGUGCUGCAGCAGAGCCAGCCCCACUUUUCAGUGGACCAGAGGAAGGAGCUGUGCGAGGUCCACCCCUGGAUAGAGAAGGGAGAGAUACCCAAAGCCAUCAAUGUUGAGGGAUGCACCUGGUGUGACAACACCUCAGAGACUGCACCAACGGUUGGAGCAGAAGACCAGCCAGAUUUUGGACUGGGUGACACAGAGACCAGAGAGGACUACUGCCCAGAGGGGCUCAGAGGCCAACCUUUAACCUCUGCCUUGACCUCCUGUCACUCAGGUCAUCCUUCAAGCUGCAGCCCAGGGGCAGAAGAAGCAAAUCAACAAGAGUUUUAAAGAAACUGCUGCUCUGUUGUAAAGAAUAAGUGGCCUAAGAUGAGCCGUUUUGCUGUGUUGCAGUUCAAUCUGUGCAUUUGUAAAAGGUGAAUGUCUGUGGUGAUUAAUUUCGUUUCAUUUUUAGCUGUGUAAGGCAGGGUCGCUUAGUUGCUUCUGGGACAAAGGCUUUGUGACUUAGUGUGUUUAAUUAUUUGCCUUCUUUCGCAUUUCGCAGUGUGGCACCUUGAAAGAAUUUCAUGCACUGACUAUAGGAGAUAAAACAUGUGACAAGGAAACAGCACAAUGCUCAAAAUCAUGCUCACAGCGUUACAACAGAUACCAAGUAAACACACGUCGGACUGUGAGACAGUUAAUAAAAUUAUUAUUUCAGGAUAUUUUUAGUUAAGUGAGGUUAAAAAAAAUGUAGAGGUUUUCUUUUUUUUUUUUUUUUUAGCAACAAAUUACUUCGGUUCUAUUAUUCAUUCUCAUAAGGUACCGGAUGAGCAUAUGUGCACUUUUUUGGUGCUAAAAGGAAGAAUUUUUGGCAGUUACAAUUGUUCAAACUCAUUUUUGGGGCUGGGAAAUUCAAACUUGUUAAGCUAUCCGUCAUUUCCGUCCAUUCUCCGCCACAUAGAAACAUGCUCUGACUCUUGCCCUCAGUGGAGUAACAUGAGGUCCAACAAACCUGACAUAAAGGCCAGUUAUUCAUAAUAUAUUUGACCUUGUUUGGUUAUAUAAGUAGCUCCAGGCACAAUGUCAGCCUGGUUUGUUUUUUUAUUGAUUGUUUAUCUGGCGCUCUGUACAUUAUUGAAGCUGAGAGCAAACUGGGCCAUGGUAGUAAAAUGAGGAUAAUGCCAUAAAGUAAAAACCAUAUCCUACCUAAUAAAAGCACAUGUGAUACUGCAGUAUUUAUUAAGCUGAUGAUAAUAUUUAACAGGAUAUGAGCAUGUGCACGAUGCUGUUUUUACUUGGUUGUAGUGUUUCAAUUUUUUAUUUUUUUUCAGAGCCAUGUCUUACCAAACUAUGCUUGAUAUGGGUUUGGCAUAUUUUAGUUUUUUCUAUCUUACAAAAUGCAUCAAAUGUUUUAGAUGUGAAAUUCUUAUUUCUUUGCUGACGUUGCACACGUUAACCUUUAAAAAAGUCUUUGAGUAUAUACAUACGUAUAUAUUUUGCAUAUAUGCUUUUUGAAAACUACACAAUGUAUUUAUUAGAAAAAAAAAAAACUAAAUUAAAAAACAGACAGGACCAAGAAGACUAAUGCUGACUACAGAUCAGAAAGGGAAAAAUAACUGAGUGGUUGUUUACAGUGGAGAAGGUUGGUAGAGUAAGAGGGGACACCAGCUCAUUAUAAGCCAAAAACCUGAAAGGUCUGUUAUUAUUUUAGAAACUUAAGAUGCCUGGGUUUUUUUAUAUUAUAAUUUCACAUGAGAAUCCAUGCUAUUUCUCUGUAACUUUUCUGAAUAUGUAAUUAGUCUUUCUGCUAUUUCAGCAGGGUUAUCAAGCACCUUUCUAUUUUGUGUCCUUAUUUUUUCUUGGUUCAAUGAAAAUAAAUAUUUUCUUGACAUAAAAUGUUUAA
Messenger RNA from Poeciliopsis prolifica (blackstripe livebearer), 6323 nucleotides. RefSeq names its product period circadian clock 2 (gene per2). The transcript has 23 exons. Gene Ontology annotation, biological process: circadian regulation of gene expression; negative regulation of transcription by RNA polymerase II; entrainment of circadian clock by photoperiod. Gene Ontology annotation, molecular function: transcription corepressor binding; transcription cis-regulatory region binding. The record is from RefSeq and is a predicted model, not a curated record. Gene Ontology annotation, cellular component: nucleus; cytoplasm. The coding region runs from base 500 to 4768 and encodes 1422 amino acids. NCBI's taxonomy places the organism in Eukaryota, Metazoa, Chordata, Actinopteri, Cyprinodontiformes, Poeciliidae.